Molecule: messenger RNA, 2640 nt
Organism: Coffea arabica (coffee)
Lineage: Eukaryota; Viridiplantae; Streptophyta; Magnoliopsida; Gentianales; Rubiaceae
Source: RefSeq, a predicted model, not a curated record
CAAUCUCAUCCCACCUGUAUAUUUUCUGCAGCUCCAAAAUCCAUCCUCAAAACUCUCACAAGACUCAAUUUUAACGGCCUUAAACCCCUUAAAACCCCUUUCAAAUUCACUUUCCAUUCACCCCAAACAACCAGAAAGCAGCAGCCCACAAGACUAAUUGCUGUUGCUGAAGAAGAAACUGAAACAGCCUCAGUUGCCACAGCUGCAGACCUUUCUUCUGAGGCUGCAAGAAGGCUUUAUGUUGGGAAUAUUCCUCGGACUGUCACCAAUGACGAGCAUGAAAAGAUUCUUGAAGAACAUGGUGGUGUUGAGAAUGCUGAGGUGAUGUAUGACAAGUGGUUUGGAAGGAGCCGGCAAUUUGCAUUUGUGACAAUGAAGACUGUUGAGGAUGCAAAUGCAGCUCUUGAAAAGCUAAAUGAAACAGAGACUGGUGGGCCUAAAAUCAAAGUAAAUAUUACUGAAAAGCCGUUGCAAACUUUGGAUUUAUCUCUUCUUCAAGCCGAAGAGUCCCAGUUCAUUGACAGUCCACACAAAGUUUAUGUGGGUAAUCUUGCAAAGGAUGUAACCACAGAUAAAUUAAAAAACUUAUUUGCUGAGAAGGGUAAGGUACUUAGUGCUAAAGUAUCACAGGUUCCAGGGACUUCUAAGUCCAGUGGUUAUGGAUUUGUUACAUUCUCUUCAGAAGAGGAAGUUGGAAGCCGCCAUUUCAUCUUCCAUUCUCUUCAGAAGAGGAAGUAGAAGUCGCCAUUUCAUCUCUGAAUAAUGAGGACCAUGUGAAGCUGUUGACUUAAUUCGUGGAUGACUUAACACCUAGAAGUAGAAGACAGUAAGGAAUGAAACUAGCCAUCAGUCCAGUGCUGUUGGCUACAGUAUUGGGGCUCAAGCCCAUGGAGAAAGAUUCUCAUCCUUCGGUUGCAGAGGAUAAUACAGUAGUGAUUGCAGAUCCUUCUCCCAGCAACCAGGGAGGAUUGAAUGAAAAACCUGGCAGAGAUAGUACCAUUCAGGAGCACCCAGAUAUUGAAAUCAUGCGUGAUGCUGUACAUGACUUUCCAAUGGAAGACGCUCCUAUAUGGCCAGAUCAAGGCUAUGACGUGGAACCUGACAGAGUGUUGGAGGAGCAGAUCAUGAAACAUAUUGAAGCCAGCAGUCCAGUUGUUGAGGAAAUAUUGGUUUCUGGAGAUCCUUCUAUACCAUUACCUCAAGCUGAAGAACCACAAUCUGUUGCUUCAGAGAAGGCCCAUGAAAAUUUUAAUCUAGGCAUUCCUUUUGGGUAUGCAUCACCUGGACUAGCAAUUGGAUCAACACCUCCAGUUGAGCAGCCAAGAGCUAAGCAGAGACAAAAGGAGGGGAUUUUUAUGACGAACAAACUGUACUGACUAACAAGUCUUAAGACUCCAGUGAUUUGCUAAGGUAAAAAAAGGAAUUUUCAUUCUUCUAAUUUGGACAUGUGGAAGUCACAGACGAGAUUGAAAAAGGACACAAUCUUUCUUGAGCCUUUAAUAACUGGAUUAUCUGCCAACCUGGUUAGCAUUUACAAGAAAGAAGUUAUUUCUUCGAAAUGUCAUUUAGUUGGCUCAGGGGAACCUCAUCUCCAAACUAGAGAGCACAAACACUGACACCUGGAGGUGACAACGAAAUGGAAAUUGAAAAUCUUCGCAACUAUGAAGGUCCUUCCGGUGGCAAUGUGAUGUUCAAUAUCUUGCCUUCCCCUAAUAGAUUUGUUUCUUCUCUUAUGACGUCCAUGGCUUCUCCAAUCAAAAGAGACGAAUCCACUCCGGCCUCUACAAAUUUUGGUUCAGAGCAGGAUUGGUUAGAAACACCUAUUGGCACUGAUGUACUGACUACCCCAGAUUUAGCAGCAUCUAGUGAACUCUUUGGAUCUGAUGUGGAAACUCCAGCAACUCUUUUAGGCAGGGCGCUAGAAGUGGAGAAUACUGUUCUUUCUGACAUCCAUGAGAUGUUAAAUUCUGGCAGGGACUUGAGCUUCCUAGAACAAGAUGAAAAAAUUACGUGGUGGUGACUUCGAAACUCAUAAAGGAAAAUUUUCUGAGCUAAUUGUGCCUGGCUGACGUUCAUCCACAGUAAACAAUUGGACACCACUGCUGUAUAACGUUUCAGUCCAGGUCAUUAACUGUGCUCCCACCCAUCCUCCCUCCUAGCAAGAAAAGAUACGAAAAAGAGAAGCAAUGAGUACACUGGUUGCUGCCAACAUCAUUUUAGACUUAAAAUAGAUAUUGGAUUGUCUCAAGCUGAUGAAGCACAUUCCUGUGAACUUAAUGAAGAGUUUGAUACAUCUUGGCAUGCAGCAGAUGUGCAGAGGAAAUGAGAUGCAAUCGGUUGAGUACUGCCAGUCCGAGGGUGAGGAUGGUUGCCGCAACUUGGCAUCUGAAGGAGAGCUUGUAUGGGCUGCUUGGCUUGCAACAUUUUAUGGCUCUACUAUUCUAAGAUAUUAGCUUCUUGCCUUUGCUGUGUAUAUUGUCAAUAAGUUUUGUCCGAGGGAUGACUGCUCGUUAUUAGGACAAAUUUUUGUAUAUAUAGUUAAUUAUGAGAAAUUGUGUCUGGUAUGGGAAAUCCUGUGACGGCUUCCAAAAUUUCAGAAAUUCAGAUUCUGGCAAUUACACAGCCAACCUCCUUUGAUUA